This is a messenger RNA of Yamadazyma tenuis ATCC 10573, 420 nucleotides long. RefSeq lists its product as uncharacterized. NCBI's taxonomy places the organism in Eukaryota, Fungi, Ascomycota, Pichiomycetes, Serinales, Debaryomycetaceae. The record is from RefSeq and is a predicted model, not a curated record. Gene Ontology annotation, cellular component: Golgi membrane; COPII-coated ER to Golgi transport vesicle; endoplasmic reticulum. Gene Ontology annotation, biological process: endoplasmic reticulum to Golgi vesicle-mediated transport; retrograde transport, endosome to Golgi.
AUGAUUUGGUUGUCGGAUAGACAGAAGUACGGGGUGGGGUUCACCACCUUUGGUGUCAUCUUGUUUCUCCUUGGAAUCUUGACGUUUUUUGAUUCGGGAUUGUUGGCGUUUGGAAACAUCUUGUUUGUGAUCGGAAUCAUCUUGAUCAUUGGACCACAACGGACCGUGACGUUCUUCACGAGGCCCACAAAGAUAAGAGGAACCGUGUGUUUCGGGAUCGGGAUCUUGUUGAUUCUUAUGAAAUGGUCGUUUUUGGGAUUUAUCAUUGAAAGUUUCGGAAUCCUUGGAUUGUUUGGGGAUUUCUUUGGGACGAUUGUGCAGUUCUUGCGGUCAAUUCCUUACAUUGGCGACUUGUUGAGCCACCCGUUAGUGGGGCCCACCAUUGACCGGGUGGCAGGUAUCAACACCCUUCCUGUUUGA